Molecule: messenger RNA, 1187 nt
Organism: Drosophila bipectinata
Lineage: Eukaryota; Metazoa; Arthropoda; Insecta; Diptera; Drosophilidae
Product: type-1 angiotensin II receptor-associated protein
Biological process (GO): angiotensin-activated signaling pathway
Cellular component (GO): plasma membrane
Source: RefSeq, a predicted model, not a curated record
GCACACACACACUCUUACUAAAAACAAUACGCAUUAUCACAUAACAAGUGCAUACGGGUGUGUACUGUGGUGUAAUUUUGUUAUUGUGCUGUGGCUGUUGUAAUUUGUUGCUGUUUUUUUGGGAUCCAAAACCGAAGCCGCCCCCCGCAAGGAAUAAAUCGUGGGGGAAGACCAACAAGUGCGCUCUCUCACACACACACACACACACAGAUACCUAUUAAGGCGCGCGGGCUGGCAGCAAUUGAAAGUGCAUUGUGAAAAUAGAUUCGACACAAAUUUUCAGUUUUUUGUAAAAAAUUCUGUUUGUUAAUUUCUGUGUGGGAGAGCCGACACCGAGAGAGGAGCAUCACAGCCAGGAGGAGAAUCAUGACCGACCUCAACGAGCUAAUGGGAUCGCCGUUUGUGCGUGUGAAGCUGGUGGCCUUUGUCCACUUCUUCUUCAUGUCGAAUGCCAUGCUGGGAAGAUGGGACCAGGGGGCGUAUGUGUUCUACAACUUCCUCUUCAUGAUCGCCAUGUUCUGGACCAUGCACAGCAAGGACUCCAUCGAGGCAGUUCAAACGGCGCUCGUCAUCAACGCUUCUAGUAUAUUCUUUGAUAUAGUCAGCAUUGUUAUUUCUUUUAAAUUCAUGAAUGGCUGGGCCGUGGCGUUUAGCAUUAUUAACCUGAUCCUGAGGCCAGUGAGCGUGGCCCUGCUCUACCGGGAGUUCAAUACACGGGGCGGCAGCCUCCAAACGGGUUCGGUCUUCCCCACCAGCCAGCAGCGCAGCUACCAGGACAUCGACCGGCCCACCCAGCCCACACCCACUAACUCCCAACCGGGACCGAAUGUGGCUAGCAUUUUCUAGGCCACCCAGCCACCCCACCUCUGCGAUGCCUACACCCCCCAUCACACCUAUUCUUCAAAAAUGAUAUAAUGAUGGGCGACACAACCCUUCCAAGUACCUACAUAUACAUAUAUAUAUUGAAGACAAGACUCCCCUAGUCAGACGGAUGGAAAAGACCCCUCGAUCUUUUAUCAAAAUUGUAUAAUUAUUUGCAUUGUGAGCGUUGUUUUGUUUUAAGUGUAUCCAAAUAUUUCUGUGUGAGACAACGAUUAAGAUUAAGAACUUAAAUAACAUAAAAAUCUGGGUCAUAAUCCAACAAAAAAAGAAUCCAAAAUUUAAAGUAAAAAAAAAAAAGAAAACCU